Molecule: messenger RNA, 1606 nt
Organism: Mangifera indica (mango)
Lineage: Eukaryota; Viridiplantae; Streptophyta; Magnoliopsida; Sapindales; Anacardiaceae
Product: probable galacturonosyltransferase-like 1
Exons: 1
Coding region: 208-1245 (345 amino acids)
Cellular component (GO): Golgi apparatus
Molecular function (GO): glycosyltransferase activity
Source: RefSeq, a predicted model, not a curated record
CUUUCUUGGGCACUGCAGCCCGGCCAGCCUUCGCCCACCGCCUCUCUUCUCUCUCAAAUUAUUUUAUCUUGUUGUACAUCAAAACCGCGUUUCAACUUUUUCAAGUCUCAAAUCUUAGUCCAAACCAAACAAACAAAUCUUACUAUCAAUAUAAAACCCAAGCGCCUCUCGCUCUCUCUUGAUAAUCUUUCCUUCACAAUCACCCAUAUGCCUCCUAAAUCGCCUUUCUUCCUCUUACUCUCACUUGCUCUCUUAACCACCACCGCCAAUGCCACUCAACAGUUCAGAGAAGCUCCCCAGUUCUAUAAUUCCCCCGACUGCCCUUCCCUUUUUGAUGACAUCGAAGAAAGUGAAGCCACUCUUCUCUGCUCCGAUCAAGCCGUCCACGUGGCUAUGACCCUUGAUUCUACCUACAUUCGUGGCUCCAUGGCAGCUGUUCUUUCUGUUCUCCAACACUCCUCUUGCCCACAAAAUAUUGCCUUCCAUUUUGUCGCGUCUGCAUCUGCCAAUGCCUCACUUCUACGCGCCACCAUCUCCUCUUCCUUCCCUUAUUUAAAUUUCCGGGUUUAUUCUUUUGAUGACGCCGCCGUCUCUGGGCUCAUUUCUACGUCGAUUCGUUCGGCUCUCGACUGCCCUCUAAACUACGCUCGCAGUUACUUAGCCAAUAUUUUACCUUCUUGUGUAAGACGAGUCGUUUACCUUGACUCCGAUUUGGUCCUGGUGGAUGACAUAGCCAAACUUGCAGCCACUGAUCUUGGUAAAAAUUCAGUCUUGGCUGCUCCAGAAUAUUGUAAUGCUAAUUUCACUUCAUAUUUUACACCGUCCUUCUGGUCUAAUCCUUCUCUGUCAUUAACUUUCGCAAACCGCAAAGCUUGUUAUUUUAACACUGGUGUGAUGGUGAUCGAGCUUGAUCGGUGGAGAGGAGGUGAUUAUACCACCAAGAUUGAAGAAUGGAUGGAGCUGCAAAAGAGAAUGAGAAUAUACGAACUGGGUUCAUUGCCUCCAUUUUUGCUAGUAUUUGCAGGGAAUAUAGUGCCCGUUGAUCAUCGAUGGAACCAGCAUGGACUUGGAGGGGAUAAUUUCAGAGGGCUUUGCAGGGAUUUACAUCCGGGUCCUGUGAGUCUUUUACACUGGAGUGGUAAAGGCAAGCCAUGGGCUAGGCUCGAUGCUAACCGGCCAUGUCCCUUGGAUGCCCUUUGGGCUCCUUAUGAUCUCUUACAGACUCCAUUCGCUCUGGAUUCUUGAGAAAAUCAUUUCAAUAUCUAAGUUUCUCAAGAAAGCUCCAUUGCUGUAGAGCUUUGUAAGUCUUUGCUCGCCUCUCCUCCACCGGUUCAUCAUUUCGACCUUACUUGGAAGACGAAUCACGGAAGAAGAAGAAGCCAGGUUUCUUCUUGUAGGUUAUUCAGGUAUCAUAUACAAUAUUUUUACUAUUUCUAAUAAAACCUACAGUCAAAUUGUCUGCAACAAUAAGCAGAAAAUCCACAUAAAAUUUAGUACGGAUUGUAUGAUAAUUGUAUCAAAAUCUGAUAGCAAAAAGAGCUAUUUUUGUUGGACAUUUCUGUAUAAAUUUUCCAUUCUAUUGUGAUGGGUUUCUUUGUUUCAUGCA